Closterium sp. Naga37s-1 is the source of this 4320-nucleotide messenger RNA. Lineage: Eukaryota; Viridiplantae; Streptophyta; Zygnematophyceae; Desmidiales; Closteriaceae. The record is from the annotation of a GenBank genome assembly.
AUGGCUGCAGCAGAAUCAGGGUGGGCAGGUUCGGCAGCUGCUGCAGCUGGUUCGGGUGAAGUAGGUCUGGCAAGAGUCACAGGGGGUGCGGCUCGUCAGGAAGCGGAGAAGAUUCAAACGGACGGUUCAGAUCUACGAGAUCAUGGCAGGCUUGAGCAAAGUGUAUUGUCAGGAGGCUCAUUCCAGCCGUCCGAUCUGCAACCAGCGUGUGUGGCGCCACACAGAGAGGGGAAUGACGGAUUGACACUUACGCCACACAGGCAGUUCUCGCCUUCCGCCUCUCCUGCCUCCGUCCCGCUGCCCUCUCACGAGACGGGCUCCCCUUCCCCGGCCUCCCUCCCCUCCCCUUCCGCCACGCCCUCCGCCACCCCUUCCGCCACUCUUUCCGCCAUCACUUUCAUUACCCCGUCCUCCCCCCCUUCCGCGGCCCACUCGCAGCACAGCCGUGUAAAGCGCAGCGCCAGUGACAACAACUGUCUCAGCCAGUCCACGCCCUCCUCUGCCAAGCCUGCCGUCCCGCCUCCCAGCCGAACCUCCUCUGCAGGCUCGGAGCUAGGCAAGGGCGCGGCAGCGGCGGCUGCAGCUGCAGUGGCGGAGUUUUCCGCGCGCAGGCAGCACAUGGGCGCGGAAGCUACAGGGGGGGAGCGGGGAAAAGGGGGAAACUCGGCUAUAGGAGCAGCAGCAGGUGCAGCAGUGGUAUCAGGAGGAAGAGAGAGAAGGGAGGGUUCAAGCAGUGCCGCGGAUGUUAGCAGAGACGGGAGCAAGAUUAAUUCAAUUCAAAGAAAUUGUGAUCCCUCCUCCCUCUCGUCUUGGGCCUCCCCUGCCCCAGCGUCCCCCUGGGUCCCUUCCCCCUCCCCCUCCGCCUCCCCUUCCCUCCGCACUCCCCACACACCCUGGAGCACCGCUUCCCCUGCCCCCUCCCCCUCCCCUGCGCGCCAAUUCCCCCCCACCCCCUCCCCCUCCCCUGCGCGCCAAUUCCCCCCCACCCCCUCCCCCUGGUCCCCCUUCCCCCCCGCGUCCGGCAAGGGCAGGGGGAAGGGGGGGGCAGUGUCGGGGGGGGUGUGGUGGGGGAGGGCGGUGGUGGGGGCGCUACAGCAGCGGUCAGCGGGGGAGAUGAGGCGGCUGGCGCUGCUGAUUGCGCUCAACUCUGCGUAUUCCACUGCAGAGCUCAUUGUGGGGCUGCUCAUAGGGCGAAUAGAGCUCGUGUCCGACUCCUUUCAUCUCUCCUUCGGCUGCUGCAUCCUGCUGCUCUCCCUUGCCGCCAUGCUCGUGGGGAAACAUCCCGCAGAUGCCACCUUCACUUACGGGUGCAUCCUGCUGGUCUCCCUCGCCGCCAUGCUCGUGGGGAAACGCCCCGCAGAUGCCAUCUUCACCUACGGGUAUGAGAGACUGGAGGUGCUAGCAGCCUUCACCAACGGGCUCUUCCUGCUCUUCCUUUCCUUCUCGCUAGCGGUGGAGUGCCUGCAUGCUUAUAUCGAGGAUGAGGCAGAGCACAAGCACUACCUGGUGCUCUCCGCGGUGGUUCAUCUGCUCAUCAACCUCCUCGGAGUGUUCUUCUUUAAGAGCUUUGCCCGCCGGACGAUAACGUAUCAGAGACCAAGGGACAUGAACCAUCACGCCAUCCUGCUGCACCUGCUCUGCGACUCCAUCCGAAGUGGUGGGGUUGUCCUCGCGUCGUGGUUCAUUGCCAUCGGGGUGUACAGUGCAGAGGCCAUCUGCCUGGGCCUCGUCUCCCUCACAGUGCUUGUCCUCGCGCUCCCAUUGGUGCAGUCGUCCGGCAAUCUCCUGCUGCAGAUGGCCCCUGCAGGCAUCUCCGAACCCGCCCUGCACAAAUGCAUUCGCCAUGUGGCGGCAUAUGAUGGGGUAGAAGAAUGCAUAGAGCAUCGUUUCUGGGCAGUGGUCCCGGGACAUGUGGUGGGGACACUCACUGUUCGGACUUAUUCAUCGGACAUGACUGCUGACGUGCAAAGCUCCCACUGUCUCUUCCCUCUCCUCUCCAUGGCGCAUUCCACGCCUGUCCCCGCUGAUCCCGGUGCGUCCGCGUUUACAUCGUCCUCUCUUCACAGUAUAACAACCCCUCCCUCAGAGCCGUUUAGAGAGGAAGGAGUUGAGCAGCUUCAGUCCGUUAGUCCGUACGGUCUCUCGCUGCCCUCACACAAUACGUUCUUAACUUCUCAAGCCGCUCGGCCUUCCAUAGUGGCGUCAGCGAUUAAUGCCGCAGCAACGGCUACAGACUCGGCGAAGCUGGCCAAUCAGCAGCAUUUUCUCCAACCAAGCCCCUGUCUCCAAUCGCCGGUUGACGUCAGCUUACCUAUCACCAUUCCCUCUGCUCUUCGCGGGACGGCGGUAGUGGCGGUAACCGGCGCGGGGAUCGAGGCGAAUGCGCUGAGCCCGCAUUCCACGCUGAGUGGCGGAAUAACGCACAAGCUGUUCCUUAGCACACAGUCUUUCCGCAGUUUCCCCCCCAACCUCCCCCUUUCCGCGCUUGGCUCAUGCUCCUCCUCCGGAUCCUCCGGGGCCUCCUCCCCCUGUGACGGAACUGCGGAACGCGGAUCGCAGUCGCUUUCCGUCAAGCGACACCACGGGGGAUCGGAGAACCUGCUGAAGCGGAUAAAUUUUAGUAUGUCAAUGCCUAAUUUGAACGGGUGGUUGAGGAAUAAGGACAGGCGGUUCGAUGAAGGCGGCGCCGGUGGUUCCGCGCACGGACCGGACGAGGGGAGCGACUUGUCGGCUAUUUUCGAGGUGCCGCAAAGCGUGCCGCAAAGUGCGGAGCGAAACGCGGUGCAGAACGCCGUGCAAAACGCAGUGCAGAACGUGGAUGCGGGGCACACUGGGAUCAUGCUGAGUCGCAGCCACAAGGAACCAGUGCGAGAGGUGUCGUGGACUGGCACGGCGGCUGUGACUGAAGAGGAGGAGACUGCAGCGAGCGACGCUGCGGGGCGGGGGAACGGCGGAGCGACGUGCGCGUCCGCGGAGGGAGCGGAGUGGGCGGAGGGGGUGGCGGGGGAGGACCGCAUGCAGGUGGUGGCUUCCGGUAACGGCUACGUGUUUUCCGCCGUGUAUGACGGGUUCACCGACACGUCAGCAGCCGAUUUUCUCGUCGCUAAUCUGCACGCGCGCUUCGCCCAGCAAUUAGUCGCCCGCGGGUUGUAUUUCGGAGAGGCAAACUCGAAUACCUCUCUUGCCCCGGCGGAAAGCGCGGAAAGGGGGGACCACGGCAAGCUCGCGGACGCGUCGCGGCGGCACGAGAUGGUCCUGCAAGCGCUAGCGGCGGCGCUGAGCGAAACCGAAGCGGCGUAUUUCGAGUCGUUAGAGGAGCGAAUGGUGGAGCGGCUGGAGCUGGCGGUGGCGGGCGCGUGCCUCGUGGUGGCCGUGGUGGCCGGACGCGAGCUUUACGUGAUGAACCUCGGCGACUGCCGCGCCGUGGUCGUAGCGGAGGAGGGUCAGGCGGGGCAGGCGGGGCAGGCUGGGGAAGGGGGAGAGAUGGGAGAGGGGGCGGAGGCGGAGGCGGAGGGGGAAGGGCGGAAGAAGCUGGCGGAGUUGCGGGCGACUCAGCUGACGGAGGACCAUAACACGAGCAACGAGAAGGAGGUGGAGAGGUUGAGGAGGGAGAGGGCCGACGACCCUGACGCGAUAACAAAAAUGCGAGUCAAGGGCAAGCUCAAGGCCACCAGGGCGUUCGGUGCUGCUUACCUCAAGAAUCCUCGAGUCAACGCCAUGCUGCUCGGCAUGCUGCGAGUGCAGUACUCACCCCCCGUCGCGCCACCCAUCCUUUCAUCGCGCAUCCUCUCGUGCCUCGCCUCCCGUCGUCGCGCCUCCACUCGUUGCGCCUCCACUCGCCGCGCCUCCUGUCCCAUCGUCACGCCUCCCCUCGUUUCUGGGAACCUCCCCUCGUCGCGCCUCCCGGCGCCGCGCCGCGUCUCCGCUCGCCUCGCCGCUCCUCCGCUCGCCUCGCCGCGCCUCCGCUCGCCUCGCCGCGUCUCCGCUCGCCUCGCCGCGCCUCCGCUCGCCUCGCCGCGCCUCCGCUCGCCUCGCCGCGCCCUCCGCUCACCUCGCCGCACCUCCCCUUCCAUCAGCGCGCCAGAACCCUCGUCGCGCUGCCCCUCCUCUCCUCUCCACUCCCGCUGCCCUUCUCCCACCUGCUCAUCCCUUGCCCUCGCUUCCUUGCCCUUCCAUUCCGUCUUGUUAUCUUCCCCUAAAAUUUUCCCUCUGCUUCCCGUCAUUCCCCGUCUCCUUCCCCUCAUUUACUCCCCUGCUUCCUCUCGUUAUCCCCUCUGCUUCCCCUGCUUUCCCCCCUGCUUCCCCUUAUCCCCCCCCUGA